CAAGCACACACUAAACAGGACUGUACUACACUGUAAACUUCACACUCCGUCACCAGUCCCGGGGGAUCCGGAGCUGAUAUAGACACGGUGCAGCAUCAGGAUGUUCUCCUCGGUGAAGCCGUUUGAGGGGCAGCAGUUUGCAUCUUUGAAGAAAGAGUGCCAGCAAAACAGGAGGCUGUUUGAGGAUCCACUGUUUCCCCCUGAGGAUCGCUCGCUUUUCUACCAGGGCAACCAAAUUGGCAAAGUUACCUGGAAGAGACCCAAGGAACUGUGUGAAGACCCACAUCUCUUUGUAAAUGGAAUUAGUGCCCACGACCUGCACCAGGGACAGCUGGGAAACUGCUGGUUUGUUGCAGCCAGUUCCAGUCUCGCCUCCAGAGAGUCUCUGUGGCAAAAAGUGAUUCCAAACUGGAAGGAGCAGGAAUGGGAUAAAGACAAACCAGAGUCGUACGCCGGCAUCUUCCACUUUCGCUUCUGGCGUUUUGGAGAUUGGAUGGACGUGGUCAUUGAUGAUCGGCUGCCCACGGCCAACGGCAAACUGAUUUACUGCCAUUCAAAUGACAGUAAUGAGUUUUGGAGUGCACUUGUGGAAAAAGCCUAUGCCAAACUGUAUGGCUGUUAUGAGGUGCUAGAUGGAGGCAACACAGCUGAUGCUCUGGUGGAUUUUACUGGCGGCGUCUCUGAGCCCAUCGACCUACUGGAGGGCCGUUUCGGUCAGGAAGAGGAAGCGCGAAACCAGCUGUUUGAACGUGUCCUUAAAGUCCACAACAGAGGAGGACUCAUCAGCUGCUCUAUCAGAGCGACCUCUCAAGCCGACAUGGAGGCACGGCUGGACUGCGGUUUAGUAAAAGGUCAUGCUUACGCAGUGACAGAUGUGCACCGGAUUCGUCUGGGUCAUGGUCUGCUCGCCUACUUCAAAUCCGAGAAACUGACCAUGAUCCGCAUGAGGAACCCAUGGGGAGAGAGAGAGUGGAACGGGGCCUGGAGUGACAGUUCAGAGGAAUGGCAGAGGGUCAGUAAGGGUGAGAGAGAGAAUCUGGGAGUCACAGUACAGGACGAUGGAGAAUUUUGGAUGACGUUUGAAGACUUCAGUAAGUACUUUACAGAUCUGAUCCUGUGUCGUCUCAUUAACACGUCAUACAUAAGCAUCCAUAAAACCUGGGAGGAGGCGGUGAUAUUCGGAGCCUGGUCUCACAAUGAAGAUCCACUGAGGAACCGCUCAGGAGGCUGUAUCAACCACAAGACUACCUACCUUCAAAACCCACAGUAUGUGUUUGAUGUGAAGAAACCAGAAGACGAGGUUUUGAUCUGCCUGCAGCAGAAAGAUAAAAGAUCUCAGCAGGGGAAAAAAGAGAACCUGGCAAUCGGGUUUGAUAUACAAAGGGUGGAGCUGAACAGGACGUAUCGCAUGCAUAAGUCCCAGCAGAAGUUGUUCAGCUCCGUCUACAUCAACUCUCGCAGUGUGUUCUUGCGCAAGGAUCUCAAAGAGGGACGAUAUGUCAUCAUCCCCACCACCUUCGACCCCGGACUACAAGCGGACUUCCUGCUGAGAGUCUUCACAGACGUUCCUUCAGACUGCAAGGAAUUGACUGUGGACGAGCCCCCACAGACGUGUUGGACGGGGUUGUGUGGGUAUCCUCAGCUGGUCACACAGGUCUAUGUGAGGAGCGGAGUAGGACUGGAGGGUCAAGACUCGGAUGGAUCGUCUGAUCCGUACCUCAUUGUGAGCUGUGAAGGGCAGAAAGUUCGUUCCCCUGUUCACAAUAACACUCUGAGUCCUGAGUUUGAUGUGAAGGCUCUCUUUUACAGGAAGAAACCCAAAGAACCCAUCUAUAUUCAGGUCUAUAACAAGAAUGUCCUGAAAGAUUCGUUCCUUGGUCAGGUGACUCUGAACGGUGAUGUUUCAGACCUGCAGCAGGAUCACACACUUCAUCUGCGGGGAAAAGGAAACCGGCAGAACAGUGACCUACCAGGCAUGCUCAGUGUGAGUGUCAUCACCAGCAACGUCCUCACCAACAUCUGAGAGUAUAUGGGUGAAGCGAAGAUCAUUUUCCCUUCGCAUGACUACAAUGCUGUAGUUUUGUCUGUUGGUGAACCUGUGGUAAAGCACUUUCUUCUGUUAGUGUUGUUUACAUAUUCUAUACCUCUCUGAUGAGCCUUCUGUCAGUCAGGCUUUACAUUUCCUAAAUAUUAAGGGACUCAAUGAGCUGUGUUUACAAAAUCUCAUGGGCCAAAAUCAUUACAUUAUAUUGCCAUUUUUAUCUAUAUCAUUUUACCACAGGAGUUUCAUGCACACCUGCCUGUAUGAAUGUUUGGAAUUGUAUGCACUUAACAUGUCAAAUAUUAGUUGUCAGUCAGAAAUCUAACGUCGCUAGUAAUUAAAUGUGUUUACACAGCAUGGUUACUCAAGAACCACUUACAUAACAAUCAGUAUUGGUGGGCAUUUGUUGUAGACUGCUUUAGAUCAGGGUUUACAGUGCUAGUUGUGAAGGUCUGCUGACCUGCAAAGUUUCUAGCUUACUUUGCUCCCAAACACACUUGAUCCAACUAAAGAAGGACUUACAAAAUGCUUGGGUCUAUUACACUUGUUUACUGUAUGAUGUUUCUCUUAAUAUGUUUAAGCUUUGUGUAAGAAUCCUUCACUGACCGGUAAAAAAAGCAGUUGUGGCUUUGGAGGAUGAAGCAUGUUGGGGUCCUUUCUCAACCAACCUGGGUGUGGUGUAUGCGGCAAAAGAAUUGAAAGCGGGGAAUUGGAAAUGGAAAUUUGUUUGUAUUUUAACGUCAUGUUUUACACUCUUUGGUUACAUUCAUGACUGGAAUGGUAGUUACUUGUUACACAAGAUUCAUCAAUUCACAAAGUUAUAUUGAACACAGUCAUGGACAAUUUUGUAUCUCCAAUUAACCUGACUGCAUGUCUUUGCACUGUGGGAGGAAACUGGAGCUCCCGGAGGAAACCCACGCAGAUACGGGGAGAACAUGCAAACUCCACACAGAAAGGACCUGGACCAUCCCACCUGGGGAUCGAACCCAGGACCUUCUUGCUGUGAAGCGACAGUGCUACCCACUUAGCCACCGUGCCACCCGACCACAUUGGGAAAGAAAAAAAAAGGAGGUAACUGCAAAGAAGUUGGGGACUACAUGGCAACAUGGAUCCUUUUGGCAUGUUCCUUAAGAGUCUGUGAGUUUCCCCCAGGCACCCCACCUUCCUUCCCCCUCCAAAGAACACAAGUUUAGGUUCGGUGCUUUAAAUUCUCCCUGAGUAAGUGAAAAUUAAGUAUUGGGGCCAUGUCCAGUAUGUAUUCCUGACUUGUGCCUUGUUUUCAGAUGGCACCAGACCCACUGUGACUGGCUGUAAACAUGAAUAAAUACAGUUGUAAUUUGCUUUAUUGUAGUGCUGUAUUUAGAUAGCUAGCUAGCUAGCUUCGUUAGCAUUGCUAAACCGCGUUAUUGUGUAAUUACAGACACUGUGCUGAAACGAAGCAGUAAAAAGAAAGUGAUGAUUAAUUAUUAAAUUUGUGUCUGGAUAAUCUAAUUUAACUUUUUGACCCAGGAAAACCGGUCACUUAACAAGUACAGGACGUGACUUUUAGGUACGAAUGACUUAAUGACCAAUGACCAGUUGAUGGCGCUUCAUAAUCAGAAGUGUUUAUGGGGAGCUGUUGAAAAUGUUUACCCUUACUGUUUAAAACUUUAAAGUAAAUCAUUUACUAUGUUUAAUGCAAUAUGUUUAAGUAAUUCCUUUAUGUUUAAUGCAUUUCUUGCUCUUUUACAUGCAGUCUAGUAGUAGUAAAACCUACAUUCCCUUCCACCGUACAAGCACGUUCAAUAUCUGCAUAAUCUAUUAUAUGUACAGUAUGUGUGUAUACAACACAUGGCCAAAUGUAUGUGGAACCCCUUCUAAUGAUUACAUUCAAGUGUUUUAGCCACAAUUAUUACUAACAGGUGCAUUGAAUCAGCUUUAUGGAAAAAGAUAUGCUUCUAGCUGUGUGGUAACAGUUUGGGGAAGGCCCCUUUAUCAUCUAGCAUGACUGUACCCCUGUGCCUUCUCGUCCAACACCAGUGCCUGACUUCACAAAUGUUUUUCUUUUUCCACUAAAUGAACCCAAGUUUACACAGACUCUUGUGGAAAACCUUUCCAGAAGACUUGAAGUUGUUGUGGCCAAAAAAGAGGUUAACUUUAUUAAUUCACAUUUGGUUUUGGAAUGGGACAUUUACUGUGUGUUUGUACGUAUAUAGUGGGAUGAUUAUUACAGUAUAAAGAUUUUUUUCCAGAACAUGGAACAGUAUAAACAUCAAGAUUGUGGUUUGUGCAUGCUAUCUUGAAAUCCUUGAAAAAGUGCCAUGUUGUUCUGCUAAUCACCAAAGACAUUUCUGGAUGGUUUGCCUGUCUGCACUUUUACCCUUAAGUCAAUCAUGUAUGAUGCAUCCAGUGCCAAUUUUAUACUUUGUGUAUGUGUAUUCACAUCUGAAAUAAAGAGAAAUCAAGUAA
Molecule: messenger RNA, 4489 nt
Organism: Trichomycterus rosablanca
Lineage: Eukaryota; Metazoa; Chordata; Actinopteri; Siluriformes; Trichomycteridae
Gene: capn5a
Product: calpain 5a
Exons: 13
Coding region: 101-2023 (640 amino acids)
Biological process (GO): proteolysis
Cellular component (GO): cytoplasm
Molecular function (GO): calcium-dependent cysteine-type endopeptidase activity
Source: RefSeq, a predicted model, not a curated record